AUGGAUGAUCAUAUUUAAUAAGCAUGGCAAUUCUACAGAAACCUCGGAUCCCCUAAAUUCAUCUGUGCUCCAAUGGUGGAUUAAAGUGAACUCGCAUUUAGAAUGCAAACUCGAAAAUAUGGAACCACAUUAGCCUACACUCCCAUGUUGCACAGUCGAAUCAUGACUGAGUCCAAAUCAUACAAAGAUGAAUUCUUCACCACUUGCCCAGAAGACAGACCUUUGUUUGCCUAACUAUGUGGACAUGAUCCACAAGUCAUAAUUAAGGCAGCAUUAAUGAUCCAGGAUCAAUGUGAUGCCAUCGAUCUCAAUUUUGGUUGUCCUCAAGGAAUUGCAAGGAAAGGUCUUUAUGGAGCCUUUCUUUUAGAAAAGAGAGAAUAAGUUCUAACCAUUGUGAAAGAAUUAAAACAAAAUAUUAAGGUUCCAGUUACUUGCAAAAUUAGAGUAUUCAAAGAUAGGAAGAGAACUCUUGAUUUAACCAAAGACAUUCAAUCAGCUGGAUGUUCUAUUCUUACUGUUCAUGGUCGAACUAAGGAGCAAAAUAAAGAUUUUGUUGGCCAAUGCGAUUGGAACAUUAUUGCAGAAAUCAAACAACUACUUCAAAUCCCUGUAUUUGCUAAUGGAGGCAUCUACACCUGGUCUGAUGUUGAAAGAUGUCUUCAAGAGACUAAAGUAGAUGCAGUCAUGUCUUCUGAAGCUCUCUUAGAAAAUCCUGCUCUGUUUUCAGGAGAAAUUAAAGAUUUAAAUGAGUUGGCUCUGGAAUACAUGCAACUUGCCAAGUAAUAUGAUGCCAGAUUGGUUGAAAUCAAAGCUCAUCUAUUUAAACUCCUUUACACAGGAUUAUAGAUCCAUACUGACCAAAGAUCUAAGUUAGCAGCUGCUAAAACCUAUGAAGAACAUCUGGAAGUUGUGAUAGAAUUAAAAAAUAAGAGAGCUGAUAUUCCAAAGGAAGAUAAACUUGGUUGGUAUAAAAGAUACUAAAACUUUAAAUAACCUAAUUAAAAAGAUAAGGAAGAUGAUAAAUAAGAAAAUAUUAUCUAAGAACAGGAUCUGUUGCUAUAAAAUUAUGAUUCAUGAUGUAGAUACUAUGAAUGUAAAUUGGGAAUGAUUGUUUAUAAGUAACUUAAUUGAUUUGAUAAUGAACUA
Messenger RNA from Paramecium tetraurelia, 1146 nucleotides. RefSeq lists its product as uncharacterized. Lineage: Eukaryota; Ciliophora; Oligohymenophorea; Peniculida; Parameciidae. The record is from RefSeq and is a predicted model, not a curated record. The transcript is spliced from 4 exons. Gene Ontology annotation, molecular function: flavin adenine dinucleotide binding; tRNA dihydrouridine synthase activity. Gene Ontology annotation, biological process: tRNA processing.